CACCACCACUCGUACGUCGCCGACGCCAUGCCGAAGCAUUACAGGCCCGCCGGAAAGAAAAAGGAAGGAAAUGCGGCGAAAUAUGUCACCCGAACUCAGGCUGUAAAAUACCUCCAAAUCAGCCUUCCAGUUUUCAGGAAACUAUGUAUCCUGAAAGGUGUGUUUCCUCGGGUACCGAAGAAGAAGGUGAAGGGAAAUCACCAUUCUUAUUAUCAUAUGAAAGAUAUCAUGUUCCUCAAACACGAGCCCUUGCUGGAGAAAUUGAGAGACAUACGAACUUAUGAUAAGAAGAUAAAGAAGGCCGUGUCAAAGAAGAAUAGGGACCUCGCCGAACGUUUGUUGACACGAAAGCCCUCUUACACACUUGACAUGCUUGUUAGAGAGAGGUAUCCGAAAUUCAUUGAUGCACUGAGGGAUCUUGAUGACUGUCUUAGUAUGGUACAUCUUUUUGCUGCAUUGCCUGCUGUGGAUAGGGCUGUAGAUGGAGAAAAGAUACCUGUAGAACGUGUCCAUAAUUGCAGGAGGUUGAGUCAUGAGUGGCUGGCUUACAUUUCUCGAACCCAUAAACUGAGGAAGACGUUCAUUUCUGUUAAAGGAAUAUAUUACCAAGCAGAGGUUGAGGGGCAAAUAGUUACUUGGUUAACUCCACAUGCAUUGCAACAAGUACUGCCAGAAGUUGAUUAUAGAGUCUUGCUAACAUUUUUGGAAUUUUAUGAGACUCUUCUUGCAUUUGUCAAUUACAAACUUUAUCGUUCAAUAAAUGUGAGCUAUCCACCCAUUCUCGAUCCCCGGCUUGAAGCUCUGGCUGCAGAUCUUUACGCGUUGUCAAGAUACUUCGAUGCCAAUGGUAAGUCUAAGCAAAUUGAAAACCAGCAGGAGGGAACAAACCUUGAUGAGUCUGAAGUUAGACUUGCCCAGCUUCAUCAACAACUCCCUUCUAAUGAACCUGGUGCUUUGAUGCACCUGCUUGAUGACGGUUCUAAUAAAGAGGAUGAAGAUUUAGAAACACGGGAAUGUAAAAGUCUCUUUAAGAACGUGAAAUUCUUCUUGAGUCGUGAGGUUCCGAGAGAGUCGUUGCUCUUUGUUAUCCCUGCUUUUGGCGGCACAGUUUCUUGGGAAGGCGAAGGAGCACCGUUUGAUGAGUCUGACGACAGCAUCACCCAUCAGGUCGUUGAUAGGCCAAUACAAGGGCGCAGAUUCCUUUCCAGGGAAUAUGUUCAGCCACAGUGGGUGUAUGACUGUGUAAAUGCACGCAUCUUAUUGCCCACUGAUAAAUAUAUGGUGGGAUGUAUUCCUCCACCGCACUUGUCUCCAUUCGUUGAUAAUGAAGCAGAAGGCCAUGUCCCCGAUUAUGCAGAAGCCGUAGAACGAAUUAAGGCUGCAGGAAGAAAAGAAGUCCUACCAUUGCCUGGCACUGGAAUAGAAGAUUUAGAUGACCCUCAGGGUUUACUUGUUAGUGACCGCCAAGAAGCUAUUGAAGCUGCUAAGAGAAAACAACAGAUUUCAAUGCUGGAGAAACAGUACCUUGAUGAGCUUAAACUAGAGCUCAAAGGUGCCCCGUUAUCUGAUGUUCCUAAAGAAAUUGAGGUUAAGGAUGCUGUAGGAGACGCCAUAUCUGAUGUACAGCAAAUUGCGGAUGAUGUAUCUAAUAUGUCGAAGGUUGUAAUGCCCCGCAAGAAGCGAAAGCUUCUAGAAGCUAUGGAGAUGAGCAAGGAGAGGAAACGGUCAAGCGUAAAUCGUCUGAAGGAAAGGAAGAAGAACAUUGACGAAGCCAAGAACCUUGCAUGAAUAUUCUCGUAAUUGAGAUAGUUUUGUACGAUGAAUUUUAAAUUAUAAAAUGUGUUUAUCUUGCGUAGAUUUUUUUUGAUAACUUAAUGUUGUAUCUUAGAUGAACCCUGGAAUUUUGCUUUAGUACUCCAUUUUUGACAAUUUAUUCGUUUGUUCUGAAUUCGGGAUAUCAAAAGGAAAACAAUAUUGUGAGACGAAUGUAGUUCACAUGUAAUCAAACUGACAGUGUAUUCACUACUGUUAUUGUUUA
This is a messenger RNA of Erythranthe guttata (spotted monkey flower), 2038 nucleotides long. RefSeq names its product pescadillo homolog. Gene Ontology annotation, molecular function: RNA binding. The record is from RefSeq and is a predicted model, not a curated record. Gene Ontology annotation, biological process: maturation of LSU-rRNA from tricistronic rRNA transcript (SSU-rRNA, 5.8S rRNA, LSU-rRNA); ribosome biogenesis. Gene Ontology annotation, cellular component: PeBoW complex; nucleolus. NCBI's taxonomy places the organism in Eukaryota, Viridiplantae, Streptophyta, Magnoliopsida, Lamiales, Phrymaceae.